AUGGCUUCGAAUCAGAAAGAACUUGAAGCGUACAAUUUUGUACUCGAGCUGGUGUCUGUUGAUGGAUCUGCAAGCUCUGCUUCCACGACCAGAAGAUCCAGACGUGAUAAGUCUACAGCCCUGCCAGUACUCCUGCUCAGAAGAGAAACCGAUGGAAUGGUGCUAAGAACCGGUGAUACCAUCUUGGUUCAACAAAAAGGAGCAGACAAGCCUGAAGUUGCCUUCAUCAAAGAAAUCAAAUAUGGGAUAGUGAACUUCAUAGAAAUAGUAGUCACAUGGUUCAUACGCAUGGAAGAUAUUGUGUUUGAAGACCUUCCAAAAGUUCUAGAAUAUGCCGAUAAAAGCAAACUUAACACGAACGAAUUGUUCUUGACAGUCUAUUUGGAAGAGAUUUUCGUAUCAGAAAUCGUUGAAAAGGUCAACGUGUUGUCGUAUCAUGAGUUCGAAGACAUAAUCAUAGACGAUUCCAAUGCUUCCAAUACAUUCAUGGCUAGGCGUGCCUGUAGUUCUGAAGGUGACAAUAUCACUGAAGAAAUCAAUUACAGAGACUUGUGUGUAUUAUUUGAAAAUGACCCGAAUGCAUUUGUGGACUUCUUAGGGGAGGCAACAGAAACUGUUCAGAGAACUAAAACACCCAAACAAACCCCUCAACUUAAAAAGAAAGACGAAGUCGAACAGAUCCAAGAUUCUCAAGAUGCCAAAGUGAUAAAUCAUGGUGACAACGACGAAUACAUAAAAGAACAAAACGGUGACGAAAGCUCAGAUGAGGACGAUCUUUCAGCGUCAGCAUCAGACGAUCUCGACUCAGAUGAGGCUGAAGUCUCAGAGUCGGAUGAAGAAUUCCAGGUUGAGACUACAAGAAAACGACCAACAAGACAGCAAAAGAGAAUUGUGACUCCAAGUAGGACCAAGUCACCUGCUAAGAAACCAAGGCUUACAAAGCAAGAGAAGAUCAAAGAGUUCAUGGAUGGUGUGUUGGCUCUGCCAAGCUCGAACCCAAGGCAAAAGUUCAAGGUUCGUACAUCUCCCAAGAAACAGACCAAUAUAUUAUCCUCUCUCAAGAUACAGAAGACUUCUGGAAAUUUUAUAAAAAACCUUGAUACUAGCUCAAAGGCUUUUAAAGAAAUAAAGGAGAAAUUGCACUCUUCACAGGCAAUAUCGCACCUUAUUGGUAGAGAAGAGCAGUUUGCCUCGAUUUAUGUCAGCUUGAUGAAUGCCAUAGAGCAAGAAACAGGUUGUUCUAUUUAUGUAUGCGGAACUCCAGGAGUUGGCAAAACUGCCGUAGUAAGAGCAGUAAUUAACCAAUUGAAAGAAGAUUUCACGAAUGGAUUUGAUUAUUUGGAGAUCAAUGGAUUGAAGUUGCUAUCUCCUGCUGUUGCCUAUGAACAACUUUGGGAAAAGAUUAGCGGAGUGAAAGUUACAGCUGCCAAUGCAGCCUUGUUCUUGGAGAACUAUUUCAAGAAUGACGCGAAGAGAAAGCCUCUUGUUGUAGUUAUGGACGAAUUGGACCAGAUUGUUACGCAGAAACAGAACGUGAUGUAUAAUUUCUUCAACUGGCCCACUUACGCUUCGUCUAAAUUGAUUGUCAUUGCUAUCGCAAACACUUUGGAUUUACCAGAACGUGUUCUUUCCAACAAAAUUUCAUCUAGACUUGGAUUAGCAAGAGUCGAAUUCCAUGCCUAUUCCUACGAUCAGUUGGGCGAAAUCAUUGCACAAAGGCUCAAGAUGCUUACCGAGCAAAGCAAACAGAAAGUAGCAAUCAAAGAUGAUGCAGUUGGUUUUGCUUCAAGAAACGUUUCCAGAGUUAGAGGAGAUGCCAGAAGAGUGUUACUGAUAUGCAGAAGAGCAGUGGAAAUUGCCGAACAGGAGUAUAUUGAAAAAAAGAAUGAAAAGCUUGUUGCAGAAGAUGAGAUUUACAAUGUCCAGAUCCCUCACAUUGCCAAAGCAAUUAACGAAUCGAUCAAUUCACCCUUGGCAAAGUAUUUGGAGCUGCUACCAUUUGGCUCGAAAUUGCUUCUCGUUGCCGUAGUGUUGCGAAUGAGAAGAUCGGGACUUGGAGAAAACAGUCUCGGCGAUGUCAUCGAUGAAAUGAAGCAAACUUUGCAGAUGUUCACUAGUCAAGAUAGCACUCUGUUGUUAAAAGAAUCUGAACCAAAUGUUACUCUCUCCAAUUUUCUCUAUGCUAGUGACAUAUUUGAUCUCUCUAAUGGAGUCCCAGAUGUUAGAAUUAGCCAUUUUAAACGUAUUCUCAAUGAGCUCGUCGAAGGUGGAGUGUUGACACAGCAAAAUAUUCCAGGGGAGAGAUACAGACAAAUCAGACUUCAUGUUUCUCAAGAGGAAGUUGUUUCAGUUCUAAAGAGAGACAAUAGCAUAGCUGGAAUGAUAUGA
Molecule: messenger RNA, 2388 nt
Organism: Scheffersomyces stipitis CBS 6054
Lineage: Eukaryota; Fungi; Ascomycota; Pichiomycetes; Serinales; Debaryomycetaceae
Gene: ORC1
Product: origin recognition complex subunit 1
Exons: 2
Coding region: 1-2388 (795 amino acids)
Biological process (GO): mitotic DNA replication checkpoint signaling; DNA replication initiation
Cellular component (GO): nuclear origin of replication recognition complex
Molecular function (GO): ATP binding; chromatin binding; ATP hydrolysis activity
Source: RefSeq, a predicted model, not a curated record